Mya arenaria is the source of this 3018-nucleotide messenger RNA. RefSeq lists its product as uncharacterized. The record is from RefSeq and is a predicted model, not a curated record. The transcript has 12 exons. Gene Ontology annotation, molecular function: protein binding. The coding region runs from base 55 to 1953 and encodes 632 amino acids. NCBI's taxonomy places the organism in Eukaryota, Metazoa, Mollusca, Bivalvia, Myida, Myidae.
AAUGCAAAGAAAACAAAAAGAUAAACAGUAAUCGGGAUAAAUCUGAAAGCAGGAAUGGAGGAUUCCAUGAUGAGACUGUUACAACCAUUGUUACAACCACUGGAAUGUAGUGAUAGAAGCCUGCUCCAUAUGUGUGCAGCUGCCUUGGCCAAACAUCCACAACUGCUGAAACACGAAGAUACAUUUGAACUACCCAGCGAGGUUUUGCAAGUUGUGUGCCAGUAUCUAAGCACAGAGGACCUUUUGCAACUUGCACAAGUACUAACAGAUAAAGGUGUUGUCACUAGAAGUGUAUGGCUCCAGCACAUGCUUUCCAUCAACAUGUCUCUUCACUUCUUCCUGUUCAAAAUGACAUCAGGCAGUCAUGACUGUGCUUGUUUCCAUGGUAACCCAGUGCCGGCGACUGGGCAGUUGGUGCUGAAACAGAUCUGUACAAUGUUCCCCGUCGACAUGAAGACCUCAGGCAUUACUGAUUUUGAUCUUUUGAGUAGAACUGUCCUUUACUUUACACAUGUGUAUGAUAUUUCUUUACGCUGGGGAGAAUUGAAGACAUUUUCUAAAGACAGGCCUCUUUUCAAAAAAAUACCUUCUUUGCAAAAGAGUUUAGUUUCCAUGGAUAUAUUCGGUGCACCCCUUAAUGUUCCACAUGAAGAUGCUCACAACGUCAAGGAUUUUUUAGAAUCGUUGGUUUUGCACGGAAAGCUGGCGCAUCUCACAUUGCACGUGAAACAUGACGAUUUGGAUGAAGUGAGCGGUUUGUGUCUUUCAGACCUGCUAGUUCCAUUUAUGUCAACACUUACAGAAUCCUGUACAAACCUUGGACGCCACAGUGCUCAAUCCAGUUCUGUAGCUGGCGCGUUUGUAAAAGAACCCAUUGCUUCUUCAGGUGUAACAAAGGAAUGUCGUAAAGGAAUCCAUGCUAUUGACCUGAAGUUUCUUGGAGACUAUGACAUUAGUUGUUUUAAAUUCAUCUGGAACAUGCCGUAUUUGAUACAUUUAGAAAUUGAUAUCAGUGUCGGAAAUCACAGGAAAGUGUUUUUGGACAAUUUACCUAUGUUGUUGAAUUCACGGAACCUCCAGCACUUGAAGAUAUCAUGCAAUAACCCAUACAGAGGUGAAGUAGACUUCUUUUCACUUGUCCUGGUACCAAUAUAUUCCAUAUACAGCACUGAUCAAGAACGGCUUCCUUUCCAAUACCUUGGUUUAGAUGGGCCGCAAAAGAAAAUUCAGUGGUUAGACUCCCUGAAUGGAGGUCCAGUCAAUGCUGUUGAGUAUUUAGACUUGGUUGGUAUGGAUUUGACUCCCGACACGUGGCGUCCUAUAAAAGACUUCAUGAAGAUUAAUGCUUGUAUGACAGGAAUAACUUUUGUGGACAUGUCGGAAAAUUGCAAUGACGUUAGCUGCAUUUACGAGGAACUUCUGUCGGAUGUCAUUGGCAAAUGCAAUGGUCGUUUGAAGACCAUGCAGUUGGGCUGUUUGGGGGAAAGAUUUCAAAGCAGAGUGUUCUUAAAUAAUCUGACCACGUCUCUAAGAACUAAUCCAGCACUUGUGUGCCUUAGUCUGUGUGAUUUAUGCUCUAACGAUACGAUGGCUUUGGGAUUCGUUGAAGCUAUAGAAGAGCUGAACUGUUUGGAGUUUUUUAGGCUGCGGAAUGUUCAUCUAGGAUCUGCCAUUUACAAACUUUUAGAAGACGUAUUUGUCAUCGGAUGUAAAUUACGACCCGAACAUUUCAUAGUUGAAAAGUGCAAGCUAAGAGCAAAUGGGAUUGAAGAAUUCCUCAACAAAGUGGAACUAAAGGGCAUGAAGCAUAGGGCAGGGUAUGUGUACAUGGAUAUUGCUUCACCCCUGAAAGUAAGGGACGGGAUCAGAAAGCAACUGCAACGACUUGGUCUAACCGUAAGAUUGGCCUUUGAGCCAGAGCGGGCGAUGCUGGAAUAUGUUGCCCAAAUGUGAACCAUUUACCUGAAAGCAGCUGCAAAAACUUGAUCUAGCCGACAGCUUGGCUUUUGAGCCGAAACGGGCGAUGUUGGAACAUGUUGCCCAAAUGUAACGCAUUUACCAGAAAGCAACUGCAACGGCUUAGUCUAACCGUCAGAUUGGCGUUUGAUUUGGAGUGGGCGAUGUUUUGAAUUUGAUGCCCAAAUGUGAACCAUUUACCAGAAAGCAACUUCAAUGCCUUGAUAUAACCGUUAGAUUGGCUUUUAAAUCGAAACGGGCGAUGUUUGAACAUGUUGUCCAAAAGUUAAUCAUUUAACAGACACCAACUGCAACGAUUUGGUCUAACCGUCAGAUUUGCGUUUAUUUCGGAGCGAGCGAUGUUUGGAACAUGUUGCCCAUAUGUGGCUCAUUUGCCAAAAUUCAACUGCAACGUACGUCUUUGUAACCGUCAGAUUGGCGUAUGCGCCGGAGCGGGCGAUGUUGGAAUAUGUUGCCCAAAUGUGAACCGUUUACCAGAAACCAACUGCAUCGACUAGGUAUUAACGUCAGAUUAGCCUUUGAGUCGAAAGAAGCGAUGUUGGAACAUGUUGCCCAACUGGGACUCAUUUACCAGAAAACAACUUCAAUGGCUUAGUCUAACCGUCAGAUUGGCGUUUGAUUUGGCGAUGUGGGCGAUGAUUGAAUGUGUUUCCCGAAUGUAAAUCAUUUAACAGAAAUCAUCUGCAACGACUUGUUCUAAUCGUCAGAUUGGCUUUUAAGUCGGAGCGGAUGAUGUUUGAACGUGCUACCCAAAUAUGAGCCAUUUACCAGAAAGCAACUGCAACGACUUGGUGUACCCGUCAGAUUGGCUUUUGAGUCGGAGACGGCGAUGUUGGCACAUGUUGCCUGCAUGAAUUGUUUAGUUGAGUACCUAUUAGUUUGUAUUUUCUUUUAAUGUCAUUCUUUGUUAGUUUAUUCCUGAAAUGAUAUGUGUUUACUUAGUAGUUUUGCACUUGUAUGAAAUAUAUUGAUAUAAAUUUGAUUUGAUUGGAUUAUGUUAAUGGGUUUUAAGGCGAACACCCGGUCAAUAAACGAAAAUGA